Messenger RNA from Orycteropus afer afer, 2851 nucleotides. It is a transcript of the gene SLC4A1, whose product is annotated as solute carrier family 4 member 1 (Diego blood group). Gene Ontology annotation, cellular component: plasma membrane; basolateral plasma membrane. Lineage: Eukaryota; Metazoa; Chordata; Mammalia; Tubulidentata; Orycteropodidae. Gene Ontology annotation, biological process: transmembrane transport; monoatomic anion transport; regulation of intracellular pH. Gene Ontology annotation, molecular function: solute:inorganic anion antiporter activity; monoatomic anion transmembrane transporter activity; bicarbonate transmembrane transporter activity. The record is from RefSeq and is a predicted model, not a curated record.
ACUCAGGAAAGCACCAUGGGGGAUUUGCAGGAGGAUUACGAAGACGUGAUGGACGAGAUCCUGGAGCAAGAGCAAUUUGAAGACCCAAGUGUCCCUGUGCCCCAGAUGGAGGAACCAGAAGCUUACCUCACAGAGCCAACAACCACAGAACAUCACACCACAUUGCACCGAGGCACCCACCAGGUCUACGUGGAGCUCCAGGAAUUGGUGAUGGGUGAGAAGAACCAGGAGCUGCAAUGGAUGGAGGCAGCACACUGGAUGCAAUUGGAAGAGAACCUGGGGGAGGAUGGGACCUGGGGCCGCCCACACCUGUCUUAUCUCACUUUCUGGAGCCUCCUGGAACUGCAGAGAGCCUUCAGCAAGGGCACCAUCCUUCUGGACCUGCAGGAGACCUCAAUGGCCGGAGUGGCCAGCCAGCUGCUGGACAGGUUUAUCUACGAGGAGCAGAUCCGGCCUCAGGACCAAGAGGAGCUGCUUCGGGCCCUGCUGGUCAAACACAGCCAUGCCGGAGACUUGGAGGCCCUGGGAGGUGUGAAGCCCACAGUCUUGACACGCUCUGGGGACCCCUCACAGCCUCUGCUCCCCCAACACCCCUCAGUGGAGACACAAGUCUUCUGUGAGCAGGGAGAAGGGGACACAGCAGGGCGAUCUCCAUCUAGAAUUCUGGAAAAGAUCCCCCCAGAUUCAGAGGCCACCUUGGUGUUAGUGGGCCGUGCAGCCUUCCUAGAGCGGCCAGUGCUGGGCUUUGUGCGGCUGCAGGAGGCCGUGGAGCUGGAGGCUGUGGAGCUGCCAGUGCCUGUACGCUUCCUCUUCGUGUUGCUGGGCCCCGAGGACCCCCACACUGACUACACCCAGCUUGGCCGGGCUGCUGCCACCCUCAUGUCAGAGAAGGUGUUCCGCUUAGAUGCAUACCUGGCCCAGAGCCGAGGAGAGCUGGUGCGCUCCCUGGAAGGCUUUCUGGACUGUAGCCUGGUGCUGCCCCCCAUGGACGACCCCUCUGAGAAGGCCCUGCUCAACCUUGUGCCUGUGCAGAAGGUGCUGCUGAGGAGGCGCUACCUACCCAGCUCCACCAAGCCAGACCCCAGCUUCUACAAGAGCCUAGACCUGAAUGGGGGCCUAGAGGGACCUGAUGGCCCAGAUGACCCUCUGCAGCGGACAGGCCAGCUUUUUGGGGGCUUGGUGCGGGACAUCCGGCGCCGCUACCCCCGCUACCUGAGUGACUUUGUGGACGCACUCAGCCCCCAGGUCCUGGCUGCCGUCAUCUUCAUCUACUUUGCCGCCCUGUCGCCGGCCAUCACCUUCGGUGGCCUCCUGGGAGACAAGACCUGGAACCACAUGGGGGUGUCAGAGCUGCUCAUCUCCACUGCAGUGCAGGGCAUUCUCUUCUCCCUGCUCGGGGCUCAGCCACUGCUUGUGGUUGGAUUCUCAGGACCCCUGCUUGUGUUCGAGGAAGCCUUCUUUAAGUUCUGCAAUGAUAAUGGCCUGGAGUACAUUGUGGGCAGAGUAUGGAUCGGCUUCUGGCUCAUCUUCCUGGUGGUAUUGGUGGUGGCCUUCGAAGGCAGCUUCCUGGUCCGCUUCAUCUCACGAUACACCCAGGAGAUCUUCUCCUUCCUCAUUUCCCUUAUCUUCAUCUAUGAGACCUUUGACAAGUUGAUCAAGAUAUUCAAGGAAAACCCACUGCAGAAGCACUACAACCACAGUGUGAAAAUGGACCCCAAACCCCAGGCCCCACUGCCCAACACAGCCCUCCUCUCCCUGGUGCUUAUGGCUGGCACCUUUUUCUUUGCCAUGGUGCUGCGCAAGUUCAAGAACAGCUCCUACUUCCCUGGAAAGCUGCGCAGGGUCAUCGGAGACUUUGGGGUUCCAAUCUCCAUCUUGAUCAUGGUCUUGGUGGAUUUCUUCAUCCGGGACACCUACACCCAGAAACUCAAAGUGCCCAAAGGCCUCAUGGUGUCCAACUCUACAGCUCGGGGCUGGAUCAUCCACCCGCUGGGCUUAUAUUCCCCCUUCCCCAUCUGGAUGAUGUUUGCCUCUGUCCUGCCUGCCCUGUUGGUCUUCAUCCUCAUCUUCCUUGAGUCUCAGAUAACCACGCUGAUUAUCAGCAAGCCAGACCGCAAGAUGAUCAAGGGCUCUGGCUUCCACCUGGACCUGCUGCUGGUUGUGGGCAUGGGCGGGUUGGCCACCCUCUUUGGGAUGCCCUGGCUCAGCGCCACCACCGUGCGUUCUGUCACCCAUGCCAAUGCCCUCACUGUCAUGGGCAAGGCCAGCACCCCUGGGGCCGCAGCGCAGGUCCAGGAGGUCAAGGAGCAGCGGAUCAGUGGGCUCUUGGUUGCUGUGCUUGUGGGCCUUUCCAUCCUCAUGGAGCCCAUCCUGUCCCACAUCCCCCUGGCCGUGCUGUUUGGCAUCUUCCUCUACAUGGGAGUCACAUCCCUCAGCGGUAUCCAGCUCUUCGACCGCAUCUUGCUCCUGUUCAAGCCACCCAAGUACCACCCAGAUGUGCCCUACGUCAAGCGGGUGAAGACCUGGCGCAUGCACCUGUUCACGGGUAUCCAGAUCCUCUGCCUGGUAGGGCUGUGGGCGGUAAAGGUCACAAAAGCCUCACUGGCCCUGCCCUUUAUCCUCAUCCUCACUGUGCCCUUGCGUCACUUUCUGCUGCCACUCUUCUUCCGGAACCUGGAGCUCCAGUGUCUGGAUGCCGAUGAUGAAAAGCCAACCUUUGAUGAGGAGGAAAGUCGAGACGAGUACGAUGAGGUGCCCAUGCCUGUGUGAGGGGUGGACGCAGGCUCCAGCACCCCCUCUGCCAUCCCACUCCCUUUACCCCAGGAUAAGCAGAAGUUCAUGGGCAUCUUAU